Messenger RNA from Tripterygium wilfordii, 528 nucleotides. RefSeq lists its product as uncharacterized. The record is from RefSeq and is a predicted model, not a curated record. Gene Ontology annotation, molecular function: ribonuclease T2 activity; RNA binding. The transcript is spliced from 2 exons. Lineage: Eukaryota; Viridiplantae; Streptophyta; Magnoliopsida; Celastrales; Celastraceae. Bases 36 to 494 code for a protein of 152 amino acids.
CCAACUUCUAUAGAUGAAUAUUAGUAAUUUAUUCCAUGGAAAUUUUGAUUAGUAUCCUUAUUGAGGGAACUGUAUUGAAAAGUUGUGGAGGUGAAUUUUGGAUGGAAAUUGAACUGGCUGUGAUUUUUGGAUGCAGACAAACUUUUGUCAUAUCACCGAUCGUUACCUGCCUUCACAAUGAUAUUAUCCCGCUGCAAAGCGCGGGCGGUCAGCUAGUAUAUAGUAAAGUCAAUGGAUGCACAGACAUGGAACCAGAGAACCCAUCUAACAUUACGCAUGACGUAUUCGCUACAAUAAUCAAUAAUAUGAUGACAUAUUGGCCAGAUGUUGGGCAUCCCAAUACCUAUGGUUGGCGUGAAGACUUUUGGCGGAGUCAAUUUGAGAGACAUGGAAUGUGUUUUGAUUUUCCUAACCGUCCUAUCUUUUAUUUCUUGGUAAUGUUGCAUCUAGCAAGAAAGUUUGACAAUAUUCUUGAUAUACUCAACCAAGGGUAAUUAUAUAUAUGCGCUUGUGGGAUAGUAUUACUAU